This is a messenger RNA of Branchiostoma belcheri (Belcher's lancelet), 4456 nucleotides long. Its product is annotated as NACHT, LRR and PYD domains-containing protein 12-like. The coding region runs from base 245 to 4198 and encodes 1317 amino acids. Gene Ontology annotation, molecular function: protein binding. Gene Ontology annotation, biological process: signal transduction. The transcript is spliced from 5 exons. The record is from RefSeq and is a predicted model, not a curated record. NCBI's taxonomy places the organism in Eukaryota, Metazoa, Chordata, Leptocardii, Amphioxiformes, Branchiostomatidae.
AAGAUUACUUGUUGCUGAUCGACCCGCGCGUUUCACCAUGCUGAAACCCCUCUGAGCAGAAUGGAAUCGUCUAUAUUGAACUUCCAAGAUGGCGUAACUUUCUAAAGAGGAAGUCAACUUUGGUGUUGGAUCCCUGCACCCUAGAAAUCAACUUUCCCGACUUUUUCUCACCCGUGAAGCACCAACAUCAGACAGGAUGUGACGCUUGAUAAUCACAGACAGCCCCCCUGAUGCAGUAGCAGAAAUGGAGAUUCCAGCUAAUAUUCAACAACAUGCAGUGGAUAAAGCUCAGGAAGGUGGAAGGGACCAAGCUUCUUCCAGCUGUUUACCCCAACCCUCAACGAGCCAGCAAAAGAGGAAAGGGGAAGAAGGAGAAGAGAUUCCAGUGAAGAAACCGGCUAUUUCUGGAGAGGAAGGACUACCAGUGGGAGGUGUCCGAAAGUACUUCUUUUACAUCAAGGAAAAGGUGAGCUCAGACUGGAAAGACCUGGCCUUCCAUCUUGGGUUUGGGCGGCCAGACAUUGACAACAUCGACGGGAGAAACCAGGAUGACAAAUCUCGCUGCAUGGACCUCUUGGAGGAAUGGCUCAAGAGCAAUGGAGAGAGAGCCACUAUACAGGUCCUGAUGAAGGCUCUGUCUGAGGCAAACCUGCGGAGUAUUGUGGAUGGUCUGAAAAAGGAAUUUGUUGGUAUCGAGACAGAGGAACAGGGAAAUGCAUUCAGGAGUGCGGUGGCCACUAACUGCAAAAGCACCCUGAACACUCUGAAGCCUUUGCCUUGGAACCCUAGAUUCACUCUUGACCUUGAUAAGAUUUUCACUAGUCUCAAAUUAGUCAGUCUUCAUGGUGGUAGCAAGAGAGGAAUGCUGGAGUCACUUGAUGGUGUCUUUGACAAUCAGACCAAAAGUGAUCUGGAUGGAAGAUUCAAUGUUUUGGUUGUUGGAGAUGCAGGGAGUGGAAAGUCAACUCUGCUUUCUAAAACAGCCCUGGAUUGGUCAUGCGACAAAGGCAGGCUAGCAGAGAUGAAUAAGAUAGUGUUACUGGUCCGGCUGAGAGAGGUUCAGCCAGGAGAAUCCAUAGCAAUGAUUGUAUGGGACCAGUGUGUCACACAGUCAGAGGACAUUAGUGUUGCUUCUAUAGAGACAUGUCUCAGGGAAAAUGAGCCCAAACUAGUGUUUCUGUUGGAUGGCUAUGAUGAACUGGUUCCAGGUGCAAGUGAGGCUAAAGAGACCAUUCCUAAGCUUCUAGCCAAGAGGUUGUAUCCCAGAAGCAAAGUCAUAGUCACUACCAGGCCUUUCUCAGGUGUCAGUCAUAACAUGACAGUUGACUGUAAAGUUGACGUUAUGGGCUUUUCCUCAUAUAAUCUAGAGAAAUAUGUAGAAAUAUAUUUCAAUACUGUUGGUAAACCAGGUCUAGCAGAUUCACUUAUCAAAGCACUACAAGCCAAUAUUGUGGCUAGAAGUUUGAUCCAGACCCCCAUGUUCCUCAUGCUGAUUUGUGUUCUGUGGGAAGAGGAUCCAAGCAGAGUUUUCCCAGGGACAAUGUCAGGAUUAUAUCAGGAACUGCUGACAUGUGUAAUCAGGAAAUACUGUGUAAUGGAGGGUCUCGCUAUGCUUAAUGAUGAAGUACCCUCAGUGGUAUCUGCAGCACUGCUGUACCUUGGCAAACUUGCCCUAGUGUCAUUGUUGAAGGGGGAAAGCUUGGUAGACCUGGGGAAAAGUGCUGCAAUUCAGGACACUGACAUUCUACUGAGACUUGGUAUUGUUUCCAAAGAAGUGUCUGCAUCCAGACUGCACCCAAGAGAACAGUUGAACUUUCCUCACAAGACCAUGCAGGAGUUUCUUGCUGGCCGUUAUGUUGCUGACACAAUCAACUCUUCCUCAGGUGAUCUGAAUAAGUUAGUUCCACUGGACACACUGGAUGAUGUUCUGCAGCAGAGCAGUCUGGUCCAGUUUAUUUGUGGCUGUGGACAUAAAGCCACAAGGGAAAUGAUGACAAAAUUCAACAUACUACAUGAAGCUGUGUCCCAGGACAAAGAUAAGUCUGAAUCUUUGCAACAAGUCUGUUUAAUGAGUUUGUAUGAAGGUCAGGAUCCCAGUCAUUUCCCAAUAGUGAGCACACUGCUAUCAUCUCUGAACUUCACUAUCUACGUCCCCUCUAGAAAAGGAGCUGCACUUAAGUACUACCUGCAUUAUGCACCAACAUUACCAGAGGGUAGAUCAUUGAAACUUGUAGUGAGAGAGGCUAGUAAAGGAGAUGUCAUACAAUAUCUGUCAGGCCUGGUGGAAAAUCAGCUGCCAGACCUUAAGUUGUAUCUGACAAUUGGAAAAGAAGAAGGUGGAUCUAGCAGUUGUCACAUUGGCAAUAUGCUAGGUAAGCUUGUCCCUUUCCUGAGAAAUGUCCCCAAUGUGCAAUCACUGGAUCUUCAAAAAACAGGCCUUACACCUGAAUCACUCCAGGCACUUGGAGAUAUCCUGCCCAAGCUAGUUAUGCUUAAGGAACUUGACCUGUCAGACAAUAAAAACAUAGGAGAUAAUGAGGUAAGACUGCAGGUUGAAGUUACAAGUUUGACUGAUCUGAACCUCAAGCGCUGUGGGCUUGGGGAUUUGUUUCUGAAAUCCCUUACUGCUGUGCUGCACCAUUUCCACUGUCUGGUAAAUAUAAGCCUUUCGCACAACAAAAUAGGAAAGAAUGGGCUGGAACCUUUUUCUCUCUUGGAGCAACCAGUCCCUAGCCUAAAGAAUCUUGACCUUGAUCAUAACAUGAUAGGGGAUAUUUGUCUGAGAUCUCUGGCAGCAGUGCUGCUUCAUCUAUCCUGUCUCGAGAAACUGAACCUAUCUCACAACAACAUAGGGGAUGAAGGGCUGGAACCUUUUGCUGCCAUCCAGCACCCAGUUCCCAACCUUAAGGUGCUAAACCUCUCAUGGAACAUGAUAGGGGAUAUUUGUCUGAGAUCUCUUGUAGCUGUGCUGCAUCAUCUAUCCUGUCUGGAGAAUCUGAGCCUAUAUCACAACAACAUAGGGGAUGGUGGUUUGGAACCCUUUGCUGCCAUCCAGCACCCAGUUCCCAACCUUAAGGUGCUUAACCUCUCAUGGAACAGGAUAGGGGAUAUUUGUCUGAGAUCUCUUGUAGCUGUGCUGCAUCAUCUAUCCUGUCUGGAGGAACUGAGCCUAUCUCACAACAACAUAGGGGAUGGUGGUUUGGAACCCUUUGCUGCCAUCCAGCACCCAGUUCCCAACCUUAAGGUGCUAAACCUCUCAUGGAACAGGAUAGGGGAUAUUUGUCUGAGAUCUCUUGUUGCUGUGCUGCAUCAUCUAUCCUGUCUGGAGAAACUCUACCUAUCUAAGAACAUGAUAGGGAAUGAAGGGCUGGAACCCUUUGCUGCCAUCCAGCAGCCUGUUGCCAGCCUAAAGGUGCUUGACCUCUCUCGUAACAAGAUAAGUGAUGUUUGCCUGAGAUCUCUGGUAGCUGUGCUGCAUCAUCUAUCCUGUCUGGAGAAACUGUACCUAUCUAACAACAACAUAGGGGAUGAAGGGCUGGAACCCUUUGCUGCCAUCCAGCAUCCUGUGGCCAACCUGAAGGUGCUUGACCUCUCUCGUAACAUGAUAGGGGAUGUUUGUCUGAGAUCUCUUGUUGCUGUGCUGCAUCAUGUACCCUGUCUGGAGAAACUGGACGUAUCUCACAACAACAUAGGGGAUACUGAGCUUGCAUCCUUUGCUGCCAUCCAGCAUCCUGUGGCCAACCUGAAGGUACUUGACCUCUCUCGUAACAUGAUAGGGGAUGUUUGUCUGAGAUCUCUUGUUGCUGUGCUGCAUCAUGUACCCUGUCUGGAGAAUCUGGACCUAUCUCACAACAACAUAGGGGAUACUGAGCUUGCAUCCUUUGCUGCCAACAUGCACCAUGUCCCCAGCCUGCAGAUAGUUAGACUGGAUUGUAAUCCCAUAACAGCAGUGGGCAUCAAAGACUUUGCACAGACCAUCCCCAUAAUGCCUGCAUUAAAGGAGCUGUACCUGGAACCUGAGGAGACUGCCCACCUGGAUGACACAGCUGCCACAUCCAUCGCCUCCAUGCUGACCAGGCUGCCUGUGUUGAAAGGUCUGAGCCUGUGGAACAUCUCCAUGCGGGCUGCAGGGCUCCACGCUGUGAGCACAGCUGUGGAGGAACAUACAACUAUGCAGGAAUUGCAGGGAUUGAUGUAAGUUUAGCUUCAAGCUUAAUUGAAUGAAUGAAUGUAUGAAUGAAUUGCAGGGAUUGAUGUAAGUUUAGCUUCAAGCUUAAUUGAUUGAAUGAAUGAAUGAAAUUUCAUGUGAUGUUGAAUGAUUGUAUUUCAGUGAUAACCCCUGACAAUGGUGUUUUAAGUUAAUCUCUGACAUAAAUACUAUCAUAACAUACAACUAUGCAGGAAUUGCAGGGAUUGAUGUAAGUUUAGCUUCAAGCUUAAUUGAAUUGAAAGCGAA